Messenger RNA from Anopheles nili, 4243 nucleotides. RefSeq lists its product as uncharacterized. The record is from RefSeq and is a predicted model, not a curated record. Gene Ontology annotation, molecular function: protein binding. Bases 1 to 3972 code for a protein of 1323 amino acids. The transcript has 5 exons. NCBI's taxonomy places the organism in Eukaryota, Metazoa, Arthropoda, Insecta, Diptera, Culicidae.
AUGGAAAAGGAUAAGAUAAAACAAUCAUUGAACAUAUUUCAAGUUGUGGUAGAUGAUCUUCAUGUGCAUGGCAUCUAUCGCACUACUGAGCAAAUACGGCAGAAAGUAGUUGAUCUGCGAAAAACUUAUAACGAAUUGAAGUAUAUAAAAGAUCGUAAAGCUCGCUUGGAGAAGUGUGAAUACUUUGGUCUAUUGAAGGACUUGUUCCAAGACGCGCAACGUGAGUUGGAUGCCAAAAAAUCUUCCUUAAAUGUACCCAGCAUCAAAACCAAGAGGCCUCGUCCAAUUGAAUCCGACACGUCGAUUAAUCAUCACACUAUACCGGUGAAAUUAUCCAGAAGGUCCGAUAGCAACAGUGGUAGCAGGAGCGCUAGAGACCAACAACCUAAUGGUUAUGGCCACAAAAAUCAUGAGCAACAACAGUAUGAUAGUGGGACUGCUUGCGUGUUAGACAGUGAACCAAUAGUGCAUAAUGGUAACGGUGCAAGGCAUGAUUCGCCGGAACACGUUGUUCCAGGAAAGCAUCAUCUUAAGUUGAGUGAAUAUCAGCGUUUCCUGAACAAUUCCCUAGCUAAUCUGUGCAAAAAUGAUCGCUAUGCCGAUGUGAUGUUAUUCAUUUGUAAUGACGAUGAUAACAUCGCAAUUCCCGCACAUAAGCUUGUUCUGGGAUCCUUUAGCCCGUACUUUUCGAAUAUUUUUGAGAAAAAUACAAUAGCCACUACACCUUCGAUGACUUGCGUGGUGCUACCACCAAUUGUAACACGCUCAGCCAUACAGAGCCUGCUGCAUUGUAUGUACACAGGAGAAGUAAUCAUUCCUGCAGACAGAGUACAGGAGGUAAUGUUGUGUGGAGAUGUGCUUCGCAUUCAAGGUUUCUGCAGCUCGAACGCCCCUUCGAUGCUAUCCAAGAACAGCAAUCAGCAGGGAUUAGUGUCGACACCAUUAGUCUCCGUUACACAAAAUCUUAGCAUGAACUCGGCGGUAAUGCUUGGUUCUAGACCGCGCAGCCUCACGCCAGCAACAGCUACCAUGGUAAAUCGUGAUCGAACACCGACACCGAUGACCACAUUCGAACGACCACGUUCGGCAGAAAGGAAACUUUUACGAUUUCACGAACCUGAUCAGUCGCAAAUUCAGAAUGCCGAACUACAACAACAACCUCAAAUCUACUCGGAACGACCACAGCAGUUCCAAUUACAGUAUAUGGAACAAUCGCAGCUACCACAAAUGCAGGACAAGGAAGGACUACAGCAGCCACCAAUGUUGCACACAGAUCGACCACAACAGUCACAAUUGCAGUAUCUCGAACAACAACAACAACUACAGCCACAAAUGCAGCAAAGAGGGCGAAACCAACAGUUACAAUUGCAGCAUACCGGGCAACUGCAUCAGCCACAAUCGCAGCAUUCCGAACCAUUACAAUUGCUGCGUGUGGAAAACACAUCGCAAACACAAAUGCAUUGCCCGGAACAAACACUGCAGCCACAAGUGUUGUAUACACAACAACCGCAUCAACCCCAAUACCAGCAAUCACAUGGCACAAAGCAGGUGUCAGUACUGCAUUCAGUACAAAUACAGAAGCCACAAUUACAACCAAAUGAGCAAACAAGACAACUGGUAAUGCAACAACUGCAGCAACCACAGGUGUUUCAAUUGCAACAGGUGCAACCAGCGCAACAUACAUUACAACCGCAACAAUUGUUACAGCUUUCGCAAUCCCAACAGCCUGUACAAUCACAAGUUUCGCAGCAAAUCCAACGGGAUGAAGAAUUUCAGAAACCCCAGCAGUCUAUGCAAUCCCACCAGAUUCAGCCAUGCUUACAAUCUUUUCAAUCGCUGCAGCCGAUCAUACCGCCACAGGUACAACAGGCCCAGCUGUCUCUGCAAUCCCAGAUGGUACAGCAACCUCAGCAACCCCAGGUGGCUCUAGAACCUAAGGAUCCAAAACAACCGCAACAGUCUUUACAAACGCAACAACCUCAAUUGCUCCAACGAGUUCUCCAUUUCCAGCAACCUGAUCAAUCCGAGCUGGAUCUGCAAUCUCCACAGCCAUCGAAAAAAUUGCUGCAAGCCCAACAAGUCCCGCAAUCCCCACCGGUAUCCCAGCAAUCUCACCAAUUCAACCAUCCUAAUACACCUGAACCGCAGAAACCCCAGCAACCUCAAAAAGCACAACAUUCUCAGCAAUCCCUAUCAUCUUUGCCAUCUCCGCAACCUCAGCAAACGCAGCAGCCUCCACCAAUUCCUUUGUCUCAACAAUCUAACGAAGCUGAGCAAUCUGAAAAACUUUCCCAGCAGCACCAAAAUCCUCAAAAAUCUCAGUUGACGGUCAAUCAGGCAAUUUUUGAUGAUUUGCCGGAUUCAAAGGAAGAAUUCCCUGGACAGGUGCUGAUGGCUUCAUCUGAGUUGCUUUCAUCACAGAAGUUGUCGCUUCCGCAAGAUUUGUUGCCAUUGCAAGAGUUGCUUCAAACACAGGAGUUAUUACAACCACAGGAGCCACGUCAAGUACAGGUACAGUCUCGAGGACCACCACAACCGUUGCAAAUAAAGAAAGAGCAAAUAAAGCCAUCGUCACAACAGCUCCGCCAACAAAGGCCUCUAGAACAGCGACAGUUGCAGCAACAGCAACAGCAAAAACAGCAGCUACAGCAACAACAACAGCCACAGCAACAAAAACAGCUACAGCAACAACAACAGCCACAGCAACAACAACAACAGCAGCAACAACAACAGCUACAGCAACAACAACAGCCUCAGCAACAACAACAGCCACAGCAACAACAACAACAACAGCUACAGCAACAACAACAACAGCUACAGCAACAACAACAGCCACAGCAACAACAACAGACACAACAACAACAGCCACAGCAACAACAACAGACACAACAACAACAGCCACAACAACAAAAGCCACAACAGUCAUUGCAGUUGAGACCGCCGGCUCAGCCUAUUCAGACACCUGACAAGCAGUCACAAGAAUCGCAAAAAUCAACAAUACGGCUGCCGGCACAUGAGGGUAAAAUGAAUGAUAAAUCAGAGCCCGUACUGGGGCAGGCUAAUGAUGAUGCUGAAUUUUCUGGACUCGCUUCCAGUACACAAGUGCCGGCUUCAGCAUCGUCGACACGUGAUGAGUGUGCCAGAACGGAAACGAGUGAGAAAUCAAAAUUAUCGGACGAAGAGCAGAAGAUAUCAAAUGCGAAAAAAGAAAUGAUAUUUGUCGCAUUCGAAGAUAAUAAAAAGCAGACUUUGCUGGAAGACUAUCAAGAGCAACGAAAAAAGGAAUUUAUACAAGAAUACGAAGAACAGAUAAAACUUUCCCACUCGUUGGUGGAGACCCCUAAAUCUUCGCCGUCUAUGCCACCUUCACCAAAGUCGCCGGUAUCGCACCCCUCUGCAACGCCACAGCUGCCGGCUACAUCGGUUCUAAAGGAGAAUGUAACCGAAUCGAGAACACAUUCUCCAGCACCGGACAUCAUUGAUGCGCUCGACAACAUGGUGGUGCUGACAUCGGAUGAGUCGAUGAUGGAGAUGGUAACGAAGUCUCCCGAAUCCCAGACGUCACCGUUCAGCUCUGAUACUCCCAGCCCAACAACUCCCGACAACCGCGACAAAAUCGAAUCUUUGAUUGAGCUUGAUUAUGGCGAUGGACUGAACCUACCAAAUACGUCCAUGGACGAGGAAGACUGCGUCGUAAUUGAUGAUUUACAGGAUGGCACUCCGCUGGAUCAGCUGGUCUACUCACGAUUGAACUGUCAGCUAUGUUACGACUCCUUCACCACUCCAUCGGACUGGGUGCAACACGUGACCGAGCACUGUAUCAUGGAUCAAGGGCUGAUGAAGCGGCGCGGAUAUCCUAAUGACGAAGGCGACAAUAUCGAUUCCGCUUUCAGGUGCGACAUGUGCUCGUCUUACUUCAUAACGGCGUACGAUUGGCAAAAUCACGUGGCAGAAGCUCAUGAAGAAGAUUAAAAAUGCACGCGACAUGCUGAUAAUUUGCCAUCGUUGCACUGACGAUUGUAUAAUUGAUUUUUUUUUCAAAAUCUUAUCUGAAUACGCAGACGUACAACGGAGACAGAACGAGAUGUACCCGAUGAUACUAGGGAAACAUUAAUUCUUAUUAUUAGGUGAUGUCACCUUUCAUAGCUAUAGCUAAAUGACGGUUGAUAAAAUUUUAUAAUAAUUCAACAAAAAUUGAAUAAUACGACCGUGUAUGCUAGAAAUAAACUAUAAUUUUUCCAUU